This is a messenger RNA of Meleagris gallopavo (turkey), 2175 nucleotides long. NCBI's taxonomy places the organism in Eukaryota, Metazoa, Chordata, Aves, Galliformes, Phasianidae. The record is from RefSeq and is a predicted model, not a curated record.
GGUUUGAAUUUAAGCUGCACACUUCUGGAGGAUGGAGGAUUUCAAGUAUCAAAUUUCUGAGCUGUCAUGUUCUUUUGGAUAUGGCCCGACAUGUCCCUCUCUACCGAGCUCUGUUAGAAUUACUCCGUGCUAUUGCAUCUUGCACGUCAAUGGUGCCGUUACUGCUUCCUCUGUCUGGAGAAAAUAGUGAAGAGGAAGAAGAACAGUUGGAGUCACAAGCUUCCGUUGGGACCUUGUUGGCUAAAAUGAAGACCUGUGUAGAUACCUAUACCAACCGAUUGAGGUCUAAAAAAGACAAGGCUAAAGCAGGGGUAAAGCCCGAUACUUCUGAUCAAGAACCAGAGGGACUGACACUUUUGGUACCAGACAUACAGAAGACUGCUGAGAUAGUUUAUGCUGCUACCACCAGUUUACGCCAGGCAAAUCAAGAAAAGAAGAUGGCUGAAUAUUCCAAAAAAGCUGCUGUGAAGCCCAAACCAUUGUCUGUUUUACGCUCUCUUGAAGAAAAGUAUGUGGCUGUCAUGAAAAAACUCCAGUUUGAUACAUUUGAAAUGGUUUCUGAAGAUGAUGAUGGAAAAUUGGUUUUCAAAGUAAAUUACCACUACAUGUCUCAGGUAAAAAAUGCAAGUGAUGCCAACAGUGCUGCCAGAGCCCGACGUCUUGCACAAGAAGCUGUGACUCUUUCAACAUCACUGCCUCUCUCAUCUUCAUCCAGUGUUUUUGUACGUUGUGAUGAGGAGCGGCUUGACAUUAUGAAGGUUCUCAUUACUGGUCCAGCAGACACCCCUUAUGCAAAUGGAUGCUUUGAAUUUGAUGUGUAUUUUCCACAAGACUAUCCUAACUCCCCUCCACUUGUGAAUCUGGAAACAACUGGAGGCCACAGUGUGAGAUUUAAUCCAAAUCUCUACAAUGAUGGCAAGGUAUGUUUAAGCAUUCUUAACACAUGGCAUGGGAGGCCAGAAGAGAAAUGGAAUCCUCAAACAUCAAGUUUUUUGCAGGUAUUAGUAUCUGUCCAAUCUCUUAUACUUGUAGCAGAACCAUAUUUUAAUGAACCUGGUUAUGAACGAUCAAGAGGUACUCCAAGUGGUACCCAGAGCUCCAGAGAAUAUGAUGGAAAUAUACGACAGGCAACAGUCAAGUGGGCAAUGCUUGAACAAAUCAGAAAUCCAUCGCCAUGUUUUAAGGAGGUCAUCCACAAACAUUUUUACUUGAAAAGAGUGGAGAUCAUGGCUCAGUGUGAGGAGUGGAUUGCAGACAUACAACAGUACAGCAGUGACAAACGGGUAGGCAGAACUAUGUCCCAUCAUGCAGCGGCUCUCAAGCGUCAUACAGCUCAGCUGCGAGAAGAACUUCUGAAACUUCCCUGUCCUGAAGGAUUGGAUCCAGAUGCUGAUGACUCCGUGGAAAAAUGCAGUGCCACGAGUUCAGAAGAGACUAUGUUGCACGAACAGGUGAAACCCAGCAGCAGUAAAGAUAUCCCCACUGAUUUCAAGUUAUGAGUUGCAUUGACAUGGACUUUCUAGACACAGAGGCUUUGAAGCACAAGCCAAAUAUGUCAAUAUUUGUAUGUAAGAAGCUAAUUAUGUAAUAGGCAAUGAAACUGAAACUAUACUAUGCCCUUACGGAUAUACAGUUUAAUUCAAGAUGAUCUUUUAUUUACCUGUACAAGAGUGUAAACUUUUUUGUGCUUUUAUUUUUCAAUUGUGAGAACCACUGAUUGGUAUGUUUAAAAAAGUUAUGUAUACAAGAAAUGGAUAAAUCACUGAUAUAUAAGGGAAAACUACCUUAGGAAAGAAUGUUUACUGAAUGUUUAUUAUUUUUUUUUACUUGUAGAGUGAGGGCGGUUGUAACAAAGAAUAUAUAUUGGUCAUUCUUACAGCUACUAUUUAAAGUCAGAAAAUUUUCACUGAAUUUGAUAGAUUUUACGUUUGGCCAUAUAUUCAUGCUCAUAUUUGAUUCUAAAGAAAACCUCCUGUAUACUUCAAUAAAAGUUAAAUGGACAUGAUCCCUCUUUUAUGAUUUACUGGUACAUUUUUUAAAUAAACUGCCAUAAAAUACAUUAUAGCUGAAAGCUUGCACUUGUAUGACUGAAUUCAUUGCAGUCAACGUAUUUAAUUUUAUGCUUACUAAUUCUAAAAUGCAGUUGAAAUAAAUGCACAUGGUUUUACCUCAUGC